UGGUGGUACUUGCAGGAAAUCAGAAAUACUGUUCUAUUGUAUAUACCAGGGUAUGUGAUCGAAGUGGAGCUGAGGGGAGCUUCUCAGGUGGUACUUGGUAUAAAAACUUUGAUACCUGUGCUGCAGGUGUAUACACACAAAUGCCCCCUCAGUGAGGUCUGAUAGUAUUGCUUGACAGAGACAGUUUUCAGAUCAGAGCACUGUUUACAAAGACCAAGGAGGUCCAGUAUUAACAUCAACAAAUCACAGGAAGUUAUGCACUGCAACUUUAAACAUUGGUUUAGGUGGUGCCCUAUUAUUUCCUUAAGUGAGUAAAACAUAUAGUCCCGAUCCUUUUUAUUCCUUCUAAGCUAAAUCCAUUUCUUUUGUUGUGAUCAGUGAUACGGCCACAUCAUGAGGAUGCCACAUGCAACACCGACUGCCCUGUCUAAAUAAUUUAGAGCCUUGUUUCAUCGGAUAUCAGCAACUUUAGACUUUGACGUAUGACUUACAGGCUGGCUGUAUAUGUAAUUGAUGAGAUGUUGACUUGUGCUUCAGUAUUCAACAGAGGUUGUGUUGAAUAGGAGCUGUUAAAGCAUGGCUGAACUCAGCAAAAUGCCCGAAAGUCAGCAAAAUGCGUCUAUAAUUAGUGCUUUCACUGGCCUCAUUUGUGGAGAAACACAUCACACGGAAUGCUUUCUGUGUUGUUUGUUAUUUAUUCAAUUAAAAUAAAGAAUCGACAGCACUUGUAUGAUUCAGGCCGGUUUUUUAAAACCUUUAAAGCUCAAACCGGAAUGAAGUGAAACCCAAGGUGUUGCAAGUGGGACAUGACACCGUUUGGAGAUUUCAUGACAAAGGAGUGUGUGUCUGCACCAAGAGCCAGUUCAGAGCAGCAGCCUAUUAAAGAUUAAGAAGGAACAUUAUUCCAAAAUAGGCUGAGCUGAUAUUUUGUCUAUUCAUCAAUGACUUUCUACCAGUUGUGACACUGAAAUAUGUUGAUUUCCUCAUGCUCAUUUUGGUUUUUUUACAUUUUUAUACUAGUUGUUUGCUGUUUGUUGCGAAAACUUUUAUUAUAGGGUGUCAAAAGUCCUCUCUGUGUCCUCACAUCAUCCUCACAUUGUAGCAUCACAGAUUCUGUAAAAUAUUUGAAGUUACAUGUGCAUUUGUGAGUAUUCAUUAAUCUAAUUAAGAUGAUUUUUAUGGGUUUUUUUUGCAGUUUAGAAGGGAGAGUUGACUUGCAGUUUAACAGCUGGAAAUCGACUGUGUUUGAAAAUACUGAUGUUUGAUUUUUAAUCACAAUGUGAAUAUAAAUAACUUUUAAAAAUGCAUUCUGAGUCUAUGCAGAUUAGCAGACUCUGCUCACAGUGACGUCUCUCAGCAGCCCCUAGUUAUAGUUACCAGUCUCGGGUUCAACACUCAUGCACUAUUCAUUGGUGUAUCACAUCACUCCUGCCCGGCUCCAGACUGGGACAAACUCGAUUCUUUUCUCUGCAACUUAACUUUGUAGCCUUAUUCUUACUGCUGCGAAAAUGUCUAAAAUGUUCACGUAGUGUCGCCUCCAUUUCAGGACAAAGAGAGAAAAAGUGAAGAUCAAGGGAACUGUUUUCCUCUCAGGGAGCCGCCUACAAGACAAGAGCAUCAUUUCCCUGUAUGAGCACACAGAGAAGUGUUUUGCAGCAUGAAGCGCAGUAAGCACCGCGGACACAAGGAGGACAAAAAUGGAGAUGAGCCGGCCAUUUUGGAGACAGAAAACAUGGGCAUGUUCAUGGGAGGAGGCCAAGACCUGGACACCAUCUCAGUGGCCUCAGUCACCGCCGUCACCACCAAUGUAUCAAAUAAGAGGUCAAAGCCAGACAUCAAGAUGGAGCCCAGUUCAGGAAGACCAGUCGAUUACCAAGUCAGUGUGACAGUGAUUGAGGCCAGACAGCUGGUGGGACAGAACAUGGAUCCGAUGGUCUGCGUGGAGAUUGGAGAAGAUAAGAAGUACACCUCGAUGAAAGAAUCGACCAACUGCCCGUAUUACAAUGAAUAUUUUGUGUUCGACUUCCACGUCCCUCCAGAUGUUAUGUUUGACAAAAUCCUGAAGUUGUCUGUAAUCCACUCUAAAAACCUCCUGCGUAGUGGAACACUGGUUGGAACCUUUAAACUGGAUGUUGGCACAAUCUACUCACAGCCAGAACAUCAGUUUUACCACAAAUGGGCGCUGUUGUCUGACCCCGACGACAUCACAGGAGGUUGUAAAGGAUAUGUGAAGUGUGAUGUUGCAGUUGUGGCCAAAGGAGACACAAUAAAGACUCCACACAAGGCCAAUGAGUCUGAUGAAGAUGACGUAGAGGGGAAUCUCUUAAUACCUGAAGGGGUGCCGGCAGAGCGACAGUGGGCUCGCUAUUACCUGAAGAUCUACAGAGCAGAGGGACUCCCAAGAAUGAACACCAGCAUCAUGGCCAAUGUGAAAAAGGCCUUCAUAGGAGAAAAUAAGGACCUGGUUGAUCCUUAUGUUCAAGUACUGUUUGCUGGGCAGAAGGGGAAAACAUCGGUUCAGAAGAGCUGCUACGAGCCCAUCUGGAAUGAGCAAAUAGUUUUCACCGAGAUGUUUCCUCCGCUGUGCAAACGCAUGAAGAUCCAGAUCCGUGACUCGGAUAAAGUGAAUGACGUUGCUAUGGGAACACACUUCCUUGACCUAAAGAAGAUUUCCAAUGAUGGGGACAAAGGCUUCCUUCCAACUCUGGGCCCUGCCUGGGUGAACAUGUACGGCUCCACUCGGACCUACUCCCUGAUGGACGAGUACCAGGAGUUGAAUGACGGACUCGGCGAGGGCGUGUCCUUCAGAGCUCGUCUGCUCGUCAGCCUGGGCGUUGAGAUCCUGGACCCCUCCUCUCCCGACUGUUCCAGCUCCACCGAGGUGCAGGUGGAGGGAGUGCCCAACAUCUCAGAGACCGCAACCGGGAAAGUUGAGGAAUUUUUCCUCUUCGGUUCGUUCCUCGAGGCUACAAUGAUUGAUCGGAAGAUCGGCGAUAAACCCAUCAACUUUGAGGUCACCAUAGGUUACUAUGGAAACGAAGUCGAUGGAGUGGUCCAGCCAAAGAGGAAAGGGAAAAAGGGCGAUGGCGAUGAGGAGGAAACGGAGCUGAUACACAACUCGAGUGACGAGGAGAUGGAGGACGACGGGGACCUGACAUCAGUGGCUACUACACCUCUCAUGAAACCUGUCGUCACUGAUCGAAACUACUUCCACUUGCCCUAUUUUGAGAGGAAGCCUUGUUUCUACAUCAAGAGCUGGUGGCAGGAUCAGAGACGGAGGCUGUUCAAUGCCAACAUCAUAGACAACACUGCAGAUAAACUGGAGGAUGGACUAAACGACGUGCAGGAAAUCAUUAAGACAGAGAAGGCCUAUCCUGAGCGCAGACUCAGAGGCGUCCUGGAGGAACUCAGCCAUGGAUGCAGUCAGUAUCUUUCGCUGGCAAACAAGGACCAGAAUCAGUCCGGUAGAACCAAACUUGACAGGGAGAGACUGAAGCUGUGCAUGUCAGAAGUGGAAUCCAUCGGCCAGCAAGCGAAGGCCAUGAGGACACAAGUGAAGAAAAGUACAGUUAGAGAUAAACUCAAACUGGCCCAGAACUUCCUGUCAAAGCUGCGCUUCCUGGCUGAUGAACCGCAACACAGCGUUCCGGAUGUUUUCAUAUGGAUGAUAAGUAACGGGAAGCGCAUUGCUUAUGCACGUGUCCCCUCCAAAGACAUUCUAUAUUCCAGUACAGACGAGGAGAGGGGAAAGGACUGUGGCAAAGUCAAAACUAUGUUCCUCAGGAUUCCUGGAAAGAAAGGCUUUGGGCCUGCGGGCUGGACAGUCCAGUCCAAGAUAGAGAUUUACUUUUGGCUCGGUCUAACCAGGCAGCGCAAAGACUACCUGAAUGGCCUUCCAAAUGGAUUUGAGGAAAACAAGUUGUCCAAAGGACCCGGCCUGCCGUGCACGCCUCCCAUUAGCCUCACUUACAUGAUGAAACAAAUCUUCCAGCUGAGGGUCCACAUGUACCAAGCCCGCAGCCUGUUUGCUGCUGACAGCACUGGCCUGUCUGAUCCAUUUGUCAGAGUUUUCUUCUCAACACAGAGUCAAGUCACUGAGGUGUUGCCUGAGACCCUCUGCCCCACAUGGGACCAGCUGCUGGUCUUUGAGAAUGUGGAGUUGUUCGGCGAGGCCAACGAACUGAGAGACGACCCUCCAAUCAUUGUCAUUGAGAUCUAUGAUCAGGACACAGUGGGCAAAGCCGACUUCAUGGGCAGAACCUUUGCUAAGCCUGUGGUCAAGAUGGCAGACGAACACUACGGCCCUCCACGCUUCCCUCCACAGCUGGAGUACUAUCAGAUCUACCGCGGGAACUGCGCCGCUGGAGAAAUGCUGGCAGCGUUUGAACUGCUGCAGAUUGGACCCAAUGGGAAAGCCGACCUGCCUCCGAUAGACGGGCCUACAGAUAUGGAACGUGGUCCAAUCAUGCCCGUGCCACUGGGAAUCCGACCGGUGCUCAGCAAGUACAGGAUUGAGGUUUUGUUCUGGGGCUUGAGAGACUUGAAGAGAGUGAAUCUGGCCCAGGUGGAUCGGCCUCGUGUGGACAUUGAAUGUGCUGGGAAGGGGGUUCAGUCAGCCCUCAUCCCCAACUACAAGAAAAACCCCAACUUCAGCACCCUCGUCAAGUGGUUUGAAGUGGAUUUGCCCGAGAAUGAGUUGCUUCACCCACCGCUGAACAUCCGCGUGGUGGACUGCAGGGCUUUUGGCCGCUACACUCUGGUCGGCUCCAACGCCGUCACAAGCCUCCGGAAGUUCAUCUACAGGCCGUCAGACAAGCAGGCCAACAACUGGUCCUCAAACAAUACUGAGGAAAUUAUUGUUGUGAAUAUGGAACCUGAGCCUUCUUAUAAGAAGAUGGACACUGUGGUCAAACUAGACUGUGGCUCUGAUGCUGUGGUCAAGGUUGAGGACGACGAUAAGGACGGGAAGGGGAAAAAGAAGAAGAGGAAGAAGGGCGAUGAGCCUGAGGAUGAGGAAUUCGACGAGAGCAUGUUUGACUGGUGGUCCAAAUACUUUGCCUCCAUUGAAACUUUGACAGAGGCACUCAAAGCUCAAGAGGCAGCUCUGUCAGACUCCGAGGACAAAGAUGACAUGGACAUCACAGACAGUGGAGACAUCAAACCUGAUGACUCUCCUGUGAAAGGCUCCAAGCGAGGAAGAGGAAAGAAGGACAAGAAGAAGAUGACAAUCGACCCGUUUGAGAGGAAAAAGCCAAAGCUGGACGAGCUGAAGGUUUAUCCUAAGGAGCUAGAGGGCGAAUUCGACAACUUUGAGGACUGGCUUCACAGUUUCAACCUGUUCAGGGGAAAGGGAGGCGAUGACGACGACCAGAAUGUGACGGACGAAGACCGGAUUGUUGGAAGAUUCAAAGGCUCAAUGUGCAUGUACAAAGUGUCAGAUGAUCUUCCCAGAGACUUUGAUUCCAACAUGGGAAUGUUUCAGAACAUUCCUCACAAUGAUCCCAUCAAUAUCCUUGUCCGCAUCUAUGUCAUCAGGGCGACUGAUCUGCACCCGGCUGAUAUUAACGGAAAAGCCGACCCGUACAUCGCAAUUAGACUGGGAAAGACAGAGAUCAAGGAUAAAGAGAACUAUAUCUCAAAACAGCUGAACCCUUUGUUUGGAAAGUCUUUUGACGUGGAGGCCACAUUCCCAAUGGAUUCCACGCUCACCGUGUCAAUCUACGACUGGGACCUGGUGGGAACCGACGAUCUGAUCGGAGAAACCAAACUGGACCUUGAGAAUCGCUUCUACAGCAAACACAGAGCCACGUGUGGUAUCACACGUAACUACGCCAUCCAUGGUUACAAUGUUUGGAGAGACCCAAUGAAACCCACACACAUCCUGGCGAAGCUGUGUAAGGACGGCAAAGUGGAGGCGCCCCAGUACGGCCCAGGUGGAAGAGUGAAGGUGGAGAACCGUGUCUUCAUGGCUCCGACUGAGAUCGAGGACGAAAAUGGUUUGAAGAAGCAGACGGAUGAACACUUGGCUUUGACCGUGUUGAAGCACUGGGAGGACAUCCCGCGGGUCGGAUGCAAACUGGUACCAGAACACGUGGAAACGCGACCGCUGCUGCACCCGGACAAACCUGGGAUUGAACAAGGAAGAAUUGAGAUGUGGGUGGACAUGUUUCCCAAAGACAUGACUGCGCCUGGUCCCGCACUCGAUAUUUCACCGAGGAAACCAAAGAAGUUUGAACUGAGGGUGAUCAUCUGGAACACGGAUGAAGUCGUGCUGGAGGACGACGACAUCUUUACCGGCGAGAAAUCGAGUGAUAUCUUUGUGCGAGGUUGGUUGAAAGGGCAGCAGGAGGACAAGCAGGACACUGACGUCCACUACCACUCCAUCACCGGGGAGGGCAACUUCAACUGGCGCUUCGUCUUCCCCUUCGACUACCUCAUGGCCGAGGAGAAGAUCGUCAUCUCCAAAAAGGAGUCCAUGUUUGCCUGGGACGAGACGGAAUACAAGAUCCCGGCUCGUCUGAAUCUGCAAGUGUGGGACGCCGACCAUUUCUCUGCAGACGACUUCUUAGGUGCUAUUGAGCUGGACCUGAACCGCUUCCCACGCGGCGCAAAGACUCCGAAGCAGUGCACCAUUGACAUGGUGACAAACGAAGGAGACAUGCCCAUGGUCUCCAUCUUCAAACAGAAGCGGAUCAAAGGCUGGUGGCCAUUCGUGGCCCGAAAUGAAGAUGAAGAGUUUGAACUGACAGGCAAAGUGGAAGCAGAGCUGCACCUUCUGACCGGAGAGGAAGCUGAGAAAAACCCUGUCGGCGAAGGACGCAACGAACCGGAGCCGCUGGAGAAACCCAACCGCCCCGACACCAGCCUUCUGUGGUUCCUCACGCCCCUCAAAGCCAUUAAACACUUGCUCUGCACCCAGUACAAGUGGCUGACCAUCAAGAUCGUGACCGCGCUCCUGCUGCUGGCCUUGCUGGCUCUUUUCCUCUACAACAUGCCGGGUUACAUGGUCAAGAAAAUGCUGGGAGCUUGAGGGUGUUGCUCAGUCACCUCCUGCACAAGCCGCCCUGACAUCGCCCUCCUCUGGUUCCUCAUCCCGUUCAAAGCUGCGAAGCACCUGGUGUGCGACCAGUACAGGUGGCUGACCAUCAAGAUCGUGACCGCUCUCCUGCUGCUCGCCAUCUUGGCUCUUUUCCUGUACAACAUGCCUGGUUAUAUGGUGAAGAAAAUGCUGGGCGCCUGAGUUAAAACCGGCAGAUGAUACAUUUUUUUUUCCAAAGAGUGUGAACUUCCAUCAUGAUUUGUAUUUUUGUGAGCGUUUUUUUUUUUUGCAACUUGACAAAGUUCUUAUGCCUUAUUAUUAUUAUUGUUAUAAGAGUUUCUUCACUUUGAGUGUGCUUAUCAUUAUCGUUAUUAAUGUACAAAUUCAAACUCGUUGCUUCUGCUGCUGUGAUAACUGUUUUUUUUCUUUGUUUUUAGUCACCUAUAGAAGGAGUUUUGAUUAAAUUGUUCGGAUUUUAGAACUAGUUGAGUUUUGUUCCGAUUUCUUGCUUGAAAAAGUUGUUGUCAAGGAAAUAAAUGUUUUGUCUAUGUGCUGUAUGUAUGAAUAAAUUGAUCUGUGAACUA
This is a messenger RNA of Solea solea (common sole), 7623 nucleotides long. Its product is annotated as otoferlin-like. The record is from RefSeq and is a predicted model, not a curated record. Lineage: Eukaryota; Metazoa; Chordata; Actinopteri; Pleuronectiformes; Soleidae. Gene Ontology annotation, cellular component: synaptic vesicle membrane; presynaptic active zone membrane. Gene Ontology annotation, biological process: synaptic vesicle priming; plasma membrane organization. Gene Ontology annotation, molecular function: AP-2 adaptor complex binding; calcium ion binding. The coding region runs from base 1658 to 7030 and encodes 1790 amino acids. The transcript has 43 exons.